Messenger RNA from Mangifera indica (mango), 908 nucleotides. RefSeq lists its product as uncharacterized. Gene Ontology annotation, cellular component: mitochondrial matrix. The transcript is spliced from 3 exons. The record is from RefSeq and is a predicted model, not a curated record. The coding region runs from base 49 to 762 and encodes 237 amino acids. Lineage: Eukaryota; Viridiplantae; Streptophyta; Magnoliopsida; Sapindales; Anacardiaceae.
AAAUUAACCAAAAAAGUUUAGAGAAAGAAAGUGAAACUGCAAGCAAGCAUGUUGAGGAAAGCAAUAGCUGUUUGUGCACAGAACGCACCCUGGCGGCUGAUUGCCAGCCGCUGCUCCACCUCUGUAUCCUCCGCCGUGGACACUAUCUUGCUCCGCUCUCUCAAAGAACACUACCAGGAAGUCGCCAAAAUGACUCUUCCACCGAAGGUGAGUCCUCCUUCACCUUUUAAAAUAGUGACGGGGGCGCUGGAAGGCGAAGGACCUGUUCUCAAGAGGGUGUAUUGGGAUGAAGAGAUUAGUAUAUCUGUGAUGCGGUUGGCGCACAUUGUGGGAGGUGGUGACGAGGAUGAUGAUGGAAUUAAUCCGUUAUUUGUUCAUGUGGAUGUUUCAAAGCCCAGCCAGAAGGAUUCUUUACAUUUUCUUUGUGGGUUGUAUCCGGAUGCGUUGGGCAUUCAUUCUGUUUCCAUGCGCCCUAAGCUUGAGAAUCAGGGUUUUCUUGUUGUUCCCUCUAAGUAUAAUGGCCCUGUUUUCCAAGAUUUGGACGAAAGGAUGAGAAACUCAUUUCACAGCUACAUAGAAGAGCGAGGUAUAAAUGAGAGUCUCUUUCCUUUUCUUCAAACAUGGCUUUAUGUGAAGGAGAAUCGAAAUCUGAUGCAUUGGUUCAGAACAGUGGGCACGUUCAUUACAGAACAAAAUUUAGAUAAAGGUGCAUUGUAUUUGAAGUGUUCAAGUUGGUUGAGAAAAAUGCAAAAAUCAUUAUAAAUGAUAGAAUGCUCCUUGGCAAAUUGAUUCAUCUGCUAUGGGGUUAGUUGGCAAGUAUAGGCUAAGUUCUACAUUGAUGUAUUUCAGGCACCUGAAACUUUUUGUUCUUUCUCAUAUAUUAAAUGUCUCCUUUUUUGCUGUGUUCA